AUGUCUAUGAAGCGGCUCAUUAAGUAUACCAAAAUCUCGAACAAGCAGAUGUUGCUCAUGAAGCGUAGGGAGCCCUACAAGCCGAUUAUGAAGGAUCGCCAAUUCAUUGAAAAUCGCACUCGACUCGAGGACUUUGAGAGGAAAAACGCGGAAGGGUUGAUGUUCGUGCCGGAUGCAGCCCUCCCGCCGUGGCAACGAUCGAUUGCUUCAAAUCUCCAGCGAAGCCAGUCCAUGCUAAACUUCAAAGGGCUGCGUGUGCGAGUGGUUGAUAAGCAGGAUGAGCCUGGCUUUCCUACAAACUUUAGGUAG
Messenger RNA from Phytomonas sp. EM1, 309 nucleotides. Lineage: Eukaryota; Euglenozoa; Kinetoplastea; Trypanosomatida; Trypanosomatidae. The record is from the annotation of a GenBank genome assembly.